Messenger RNA from Rhizophagus irregularis DAOM 181602=DAOM 197198, 770 nucleotides. The record is from RefSeq and is a predicted model, not a curated record. Lineage: Eukaryota; Fungi; Glomeromycota; Glomeromycetes; Glomerales; Glomeraceae.
AAAAAAUUAGAAAAUGUUGAAAGUGCAAAUCAAAGUUGGUUUGAAGAGGCUAAAUCACAUUUAACUAUAAGUAAUAAAUGGUCAGGUGUUGCUCGAUGUUUUGGUUUAACACAAAAUCCAUCAAAUGGAUAUUAUAUGCUUGUAAUGUGUAAAAUGAAUAUAGAUUUAAGAAAAUAUUUACAACAAAAUCAUAAUCAACUUACAUGGAAAGAUAGAAUGAAAAUUAUUAAUGAAAUAACUCUUGCGCUUUAUUAUAUUCAUAAAGAGAAAGCAAUUCAUAGAGAUUUGCAUUCUGGAAAUAUAUUGUAUUCACAAUUUAAUGAUAAGUGGUAUAUUAGUGAUCUUGGAUUUUGUGGACCUGCUGAUAAAUCUUCAACAAGUAUAUAUGGAAAUCUUCCUUACAUAGCACCCGAAGUUAUUGUUGGAAGAGAAUAUACUUUUGCAUCUGAUAUUUAUAGUAUUGCAAUUCUUAUGUGGGAAAUUUCAUCUGGACAAACACCAUUUAUAAAUUAUGAACAUGAAAAUGAUAUUGUAAUGAAUAUUAUUAACGGUAUAAGGGCAAAAAUAGUGCCAGGAACUCCAUUAGAAUAUAAAAAUUUAAUGAAAGAAUGUUGGGAUGCUGAUCCAUUAAAAAGACCUGACGCUGAUGCACUUGAAUCCAAAAUAAACCGAAUUAAUUUAUAUUAUCAAAAUAUGUCAGAUGAAGUAUUCAAAUCAGAAAUGGAUAAUUUAGAAAUGAAUAAAGUAGAAGAAAAUUAUACAAGUAGCAG